GCCACACGCAACCCUUUCUACCUACAUGUGGGCAGAGAUAUCCUGACAUCGCUGAAUAACCUGACGCGGGCAGAGUGUGGCUAUGCUACCGUCCACUCAGUGCUUGACAUGACACUUGAGGAUCGCAUGGAGUCCUUCUUCCUUUCGGAGACUUGCAAAUACUUGUACCUUCUCUUCGACAUAGACAACCCAGUGAACUUGAAGUCUCACCAGUACAUGUUCACAACCGAGGGCCACAUCUUGCCCCUGGGACCUUGGCUGCGUAAGAAGAGAUGGGAUGUUGACCUCUUCCAAAAUGCCGAAACUGUGAUACAAGUCAAUGCUUCUCAUGCUUCUUGUGCAGCAAUAGAUAAAGAAAGAAUUUAUGGCCUACCAUUAAGAAGUCACUAUCUGGAGCAGAUCUCAGGAACACUUGGAGUUGAAUUAUGAUAAAGGAUCAUUUUAGCAUUGGAAGGCAGCCACAAAAGCCUAAAGAUAAUAUAAUAUGGUUAGUUUAAUGCUGGAAGUAAACAGAGGCUUUUUGGAAAAUGAAUGCAGUGGAAGUAAAACUGUAUAAUCUUAUCCAGGUCUUUUCUGACUGUAUGCCUGUAAUCAAAAUGUUUAAGGGUUUUAUGCCAACUCUGUCUCUUAAGCUUCUUAUACAUGCAUUAGGGUUUGUGUGUUACAUUGGCAGAUUUUUCAUGGUUGUACAGCAUGACACUUUUCGUUUUUGAAGUUGAUUUUCAUAUCUUUCUUUUUUUUCUUUUCAAGUUGGGGACCUUUUCUAAAACUUUCACACAUUCACAUCUUCAGUAAAACUUUUGAAAUUUUGCAACAUGUUUCCUCUUUGUCAUGAUUAUGUUAUUACCGUUGGUUGUGGUUCGUGAAGUGUUUAACUCUGUCAUAAUUUUCACACCAUACACAGGCAAUAUUUCGCCAAGUGCCUAAAGUAAGUAGGUCAGUAAACUUAAGUAACAUUUAUUUUCCUACCUGGACAAGAGGAAGUCGGAUAGAGUAUCAUGAAAAUACAUUAAUCGCUCAUCAUUCCAGUAUCUUUUAAGAAACCGUUGUAGCCUUUUUUAUAUGCCAAUAAUAAUAUAUCAUAUGCAAACCUUAGAUGUAAUGAGAGAUGUUUAAAACAUUUCAGAAAGGAGAUAGAAAUUUGGUGUGAGUUGUGUGAGUAAACUAUGAGAUUAAACUUGUGUGUUUUUUAUGGAUGUAAAGUAAAACUACAUAUUUUAUCCUGUGUUCUUUUUUGGUUUUGUAGUAAGGUCUUGAAUAUAAGAAAUAUAGUCUGAAAAUGGUAAGAAUGAAAUAUAUUGUAAGAAAUUAUGGUUAUCAGGCGUCCAAAGUUACUUUUUCAUUUUAUUUCAUUCUUCCUUUUAUUGGCACCGUUAUUACGUGUAUCAAAGUCCACUUCCCUGUGCCUGUUUACAUUUACAUUUACCUUUUCAUUUGCCAUUAUUUUUUCUUUAUUACAAGUUCAUUCCAACAGAGUAAAGUCAACUGAUCCAGUCUGUUGACCUUUCAAAAGCAUGAAAGUGAUGCAACUGUCCGGGAAAUUCAUAUUAUUGCAUGCAGCCUUCUUGGUCAUAAUGUAAGCACCUAGAAACAGAUAUUUGUUUUAUAUCAUUCCAGGUAUUUUAAUAGCUAUCGAAUGAGAUGAGCUAAGAUUUUGUGUUUGCGAAGAUUUGUGAGUUCAAUUUUGAACAAAGGUAUAUAUGCAUAUGCCAACCUUUUAUUUCCAGUAAAUAGAUCAGUGAUGUGAAAGUGGUUAUAAAAGUUAGAAAAACUAUCA
Penaeus vannamei (Pacific white shrimp) is the source of this 1777-nucleotide messenger RNA. The record is from RefSeq and is a predicted model, not a curated record. NCBI's taxonomy places the organism in Eukaryota, Metazoa, Arthropoda, Malacostraca, Decapoda, Penaeidae.